This is a messenger RNA of Arvicola amphibius (Eurasian water vole), 1023 nucleotides long. Its product is annotated as olfactory receptor 181-like. NCBI's taxonomy places the organism in Eukaryota, Metazoa, Chordata, Mammalia, Rodentia, Cricetidae. The coding region runs from base 1 to 1023 and encodes 340 amino acids. Gene Ontology annotation, cellular component: membrane. The transcript has 2 exons. The record is from RefSeq and is a predicted model, not a curated record. Gene Ontology annotation, molecular function: G protein-coupled receptor activity; odorant binding; olfactory receptor activity. Gene Ontology annotation, biological process: sensory perception of smell; G protein-coupled receptor signaling pathway.
AUGAAGGAAAAUCAUUCUAUGACAACAGAGUUCAUCCUUGUGGGAUUCUCAGAAAACCCAGUCCUGAAGGCCCUCCUGUUCUUGUUGUUCUCUGUAAUCUACCUGGUCACCAUGGUUGGGAAUCUUGGGCUAGUGGUCUUGAUCUACAUGGAACACCGUCUUCACACACCCAUGUACAUCUUUCUGGGCAACCUGGCUCUCAUGGAUUCCUGCUGCUCCUGUGCCAUCACUCCAAAAAUGCUAGAGAACUUUAUUUCCGUGGACAAAAGGAUUUCCCUCUAUGAAUGCAUGACACAGUUCUAUUUUCUCUGUUUUGCUGAAACUGCAGACUGCUUCCUACUUGCAGUGAUGGCCUAUGAUCGCUAUGUGGCCGUAUGCCACCCACUGCAGUACCACACCAUGAUGUCCAAGAAGCUCUCCAUUCAGAUGAGUAUAGGCACCUUCAUUGCCAGUAACCUGCAUUCAAUCAUUCAGACAAGUUGUCUGUUAAGAUUAAAUUUCUGUAAAUCAAAUCACAUUUAUCACUUCUUCUGUGACAUACUUCCACUCUAUAGGCUCUCUUGUACAGAUCCUUUUAUUAAUGAACUAAUGAUAUAUAUUUUUUCAAUGCCAAUUCAAGUCUUUACCAUUACCACUGUCUUGGUCUCUUAUUUCUGCAUUCUUUUCACUAUUUUCAAAAUGAAAUCCAAGGAUGGGAGAGGAAAAGCAUUUUCUACUUGUGCAUCCCAUUUUCUUUCUGUGUCAAUAUUUUACAUCUGCCUUCUUACAUAUAUAGGACCAUCUAAAGAUGGUAAUAAAGAUAUACCAGUGGCUGUAUUUUAUACAAUAAUAAUUCCUUUGUUAAACCCUUUUAUUUACAGCCUGAGAAACAAGGAGGUUUUAAAUGCUGUUAAGAAAACACUGAAGAAGGGAUUCCCAGGUUUGUUAGUUUGUUCACCGAAGCUAAGGUUGAAUUUUAGUGACAAAAUACUGGCUGGGGUGAAUGGGUCAGAACCUGAUAUAUUUUUAUAUCUCUUCUGUUGA